Molecule: messenger RNA, 965 nt
Organism: Salvia splendens (bonfire salvia)
Lineage: Eukaryota; Viridiplantae; Streptophyta; Magnoliopsida; Lamiales; Lamiaceae
Product: ras-related protein RABB1b
Exons: 6
Coding region: 107-742 (211 amino acids)
Molecular function (GO): GTPase activity; GTP binding
Source: RefSeq, a predicted model, not a curated record
ACACGGCUACACAAAAAAAGCUGUCAUUGUUCACGCAAUCAACAGAAACCAGAAGCCAAGGAAAAAAACACCUCCACAGACGCUCAACGUCGUCGUUUCGAGAAGAAUGUCGUACGACUACCUCUUCAAGUACAUCAUCAUCGGCGACACAGGUGUGGGGAAAUCGUGUUUGCUUCUGCAGUUCACGGAUAAGAGGUUCCAGCCGGUGCAUGAUCUCACAAUCGGAGUUGAAUUCGGUGCUCGGAUGGUUACCAUCGAGGGCCGCCCAAUUAAGCUUCAGAUUUGGGACACUGCCGGUCAAGAAUCGUUCAGGUCGAUCACUAGAUCGUAUUACAGAGGGGCAGCUGGUGCGCUUUUGGUUUACGACAUCACCAGGAGGGAGACUUUCAAUCACCUCGCAAGCUGGCUUGAAGAUGCUAAGCAGCAUGCAAAUCCAAAUAUGACAAUCAUACUUGUAGGAAAUAAAAGUGAUCUUGCUCAAAGGAGAGCAGUAAGCAAAGAGGAAGGAGAACAGUUUGCAAAAGAAAAUGGACUUCUGUUCCUGGAGGCAUCCGCAAGAACAGCGCAAAAUGUAGAGGAGGCUUUCACUAACACGGCCACCAAGAUACUUCAGAAGAUCCAGGAAGGUGUUUUUGACGUGUCAAACGAGUCGUCGGGUAUCAAAAUUGGGUACGGGCGCACCCAAGGUCCAACAGGUGGAAGAGAUGGAGCCGUAGCUCAACGAGGCGGAUGCUGCAGCUGAUUUUGGAUAUAAUUGUAAUUGUGGAUUCGACUAUUGUGCCUCUGUAAUAGGCUAUGCUGAAUUUCUGUGUCACGAAUCAAGAAAUAUUUACAGUAGAACUGUACAGUCAGCCACGUAAAUGAACUCCAAUGACAUCCAGCUGAUGCAUUCUCCAAUGCUAACUUUAUAAAUUAUGUAUAUGUUGCUUCCAUCGAUAUGGUAUUUUGUAAUAUAUCAUUGUCAA